AUGUCAGAACCAUCAAAGACUGGAUCUACCCUUAAUUACUACGGAGGCGCAGCUAAAGAAACUCUCGGUAAAGUUGUAGGUAGCAAGAAAAUGGAAGCCGAAGGCAAAGAAAAGAAGACAGGAGAAAAUAAAGAAUAUGAAGCUGCAAAAGCGGCGGGCAAAACUGAAGGUUCCAAAGACGAGGCAGCCGGAGAAGCUAAAAAGUCCACGUCCACCGGUAGUACUCUUGGCGAUGCUAAAUCGACGGUUGAAGGAAAGGCAACUGAAAUGAAAGGUCAGGCAGAACGCAAGGCUAAUGAAUAA
This is a messenger RNA of Dentiscutata erythropus, 303 nucleotides long. NCBI's taxonomy places the organism in Eukaryota, Fungi, Glomeromycota, Glomeromycetes, Diversisporales, Gigasporaceae. The record is from the annotation of a GenBank genome assembly.